Messenger RNA from Saccharomyces cerevisiae S288C, 1839 nucleotides. RefSeq names its product Mrn1p (gene MRN1). The transcript has a single exon. The record is from RefSeq and is marked reviewed. Gene Ontology annotation, biological process: regulation of RNA metabolic process; regulation of gene expression. Gene Ontology annotation, molecular function: RNA binding; mRNA binding; nucleic acid binding. Lineage: Eukaryota; Fungi; Ascomycota; Saccharomycetes; Saccharomycetales; Saccharomycetaceae. The coding region runs from base 1 to 1839 and encodes 612 amino acids. Gene Ontology annotation, cellular component: cytoplasm.
AUGGUGGUUUCUUAUAACAAUAAUAAUAACAAUAACAAUAACAAUAACAAUAAUAAUAUCAGUAAUAAUAAUAACAAUAAUAACAUGUUCCCUCCUUUUCCUUCUUCCGAUGACUUUGCAAUGUAUCAACAGUCCAGUUCUUCCGGCCCUUACCAAGAAACUUAUGCGAGUGGCCCUCAAAACUUUGGCGAUGCUGUGUAUCCUAUGAAUGGUAAUUUUACUCUUUUACCAUCCGACUUUACACGAGAGCCUAAUGAUUCGUUCUUUUACGAGAAUGACGGAAUUUUUGAUUAUCAGCGUAUUCAACAGCAACCAACUCAAUUCCAGACAAAGCAGCGAAAUGAUUCACAACAGCAACGGUUUUCACAGGAACAAAAUUUCGAAAUUGAUAACGAAGUUGUCCACAAUAACAAUCGUUAUUAUGAAUAUGAAAGGUCAUCAAAUGAAGUCUCUCCUUUUGAUGAUGAGAAUCCAAAUGUGUUAUCUGAUGGCAUGUCACCCACUAUUAUGGCAACUGCAACUGCAGUAACCAACGCAAAUGCGCCUUUACCAGUUAAUGCACAAGCCAAUAAUCCUUUGAAUUUUACAUCGGCCCCAAGUAGAACUGUUUAUUUGGGUAAUGUGCCACCAAACCUAAGCGUUAAAGAGUUAUUGGAUCAUGUCAGAAGUGGUGUCGUUGAAGACGUCAAAAUCAUACCUGAAAAGAUGUGUGCAUUCGUUUCGUUUAUAGAUGAAAGUGCUGCACUAUUGUUCCAUUCAGACGCAAUUUUAAAGCGCUUGAACAUCGGUGACAGGGAUAUCAAAAUCGGGUGGGGGAAACCAACUCGAAUUGAUCCUAUUGUAGCGGCUAGAAUCUCUACGGACGGUGCCACAAGAAAUGUAUACAUUGGCCGUAUGACGAUUGAAGGCGAAGAAUCACAUUUAUCUGAGGAGCAAUUGAGGGUUGAUUUAGAAGAAUAUGGUGAAAUUGACUGUAUAAAAAUUAUCAAGGAAAAGGGAAUCGCCUUUAUUCAUUUUGCGUCUAUUUUAAAUGCUAUAAAAGUGGUUACGAAUCUGCCAAUUAGAAAUCCAUACUAUCAAAAUAAGAGAAUAUUUUAUGGAAAGGACAGAUGUGCAUUUAUUACCAAAACUCAACAACAUAAUGCGGCUCAAUUUCUAGGUGUACAACCUGGUAUGGAACAUAUGAUAGAGUUUUCUGAUCGUGAAUUUAUAUCUAACGCUUUGUUACAACAGUCUGCUGCUGCUGCUGCAAUUGCUACAUCUGCGGGCGGCCCCAAUAACUUGGGUAACAGGACUGUUUACCUGGGCAGCUUGCCUAAGGAUGUUAAAAUUGAAGAAAUAUGUAAUGCAGUUCGUGGAGGUUUAUUACAAAGUAUAAAACUAUUGAACGAUCGAUACGUCUGUUUUGUAACAUUCAUUGAUCCUACUGCUGCUGCGCAGUUUUAUGCAAUGAGUUCUUUGUAUGGAUUCACAGUCCAGAAAAAACGUUGCAAAGUCGGCUGGGGUAAACACUCCGGCCCAUUACCAAAUGCGCUCGCCUUGGCAGUCAGUAAUGGUGCCUCAAGAAAUGUUUAUGUGGGUAAUAUUGAUUUUGUCGGCGAUUCCCUAAGAGAUGAACGUGUCUUCACCGAAAGCAACUUAAGACAUAUCUUUCAGCAAUAUGGGGAAGUGGAACAAAUCAAUUUCUUGCCUGAGAAGAACUGUUGUUUCAUCAAUUAUACUAACAUCAGUAAUGCUAUUUUAGCCUUAGACAAGAUUAAGUCUAACCCCUAUUUCAAAGAUCUCAAAAUAAACUUUGGCAAGGAUAGAUGUGGUAACGUCCCCCACCAAUCACGUUAA